Dendrobium catenatum is the source of this 1838-nucleotide messenger RNA. RefSeq names its product cytosolic isocitrate dehydrogenase [NADP]. Gene Ontology annotation, biological process: isocitrate metabolic process. Gene Ontology annotation, molecular function: NAD binding; magnesium ion binding; isocitrate dehydrogenase (NADP+) activity. NCBI's taxonomy places the organism in Eukaryota, Viridiplantae, Streptophyta, Magnoliopsida, Asparagales, Orchidaceae. Gene Ontology annotation, cellular component: mitochondrion. The record is from RefSeq and is a predicted model, not a curated record.
UGGAAUCGAGCCGGACAGGGACCGCAAAACCCCCAAAGCACAGCAAGGUCCCCACUUUCAUUUCUGCAUCCGCCGUCAAACUUACUGCCGGCGGAAACAGAGUGAAUGGCUUUCCCUGCUGCGUCGGCAGAAUUCAUCAAUUGCAGUCGCUGCCUUGGCGCACUCGCACCUCAUAUCAACCGAGCCACGCCAAGCCGCUACUGGAUAGGCUCUAUCCGACUGAGCCGCCCAUCACUUUCUCCAUUAUCUUUACGCAUCACCGGGACUUUGGACCUUUUCAAAGCCUUCUCCACGCGGCCGCUAUCCUUGUCCUCCUCGCUGUCUCCCCCUCUUUCAGAUCACCGAUAUCCUAUCCAUCGCAGGUGGCUGACGGAGAAAGUUGGAGAGAUGCCGUUCGAGAAGAUCAAGGUUACCAAUCCAAUCGUGGAGAUGGACGGUAUAAUGUAGCAAUCAAAUGUGCAACAAUUACUCCAGAUGAAACUAGAGUCAAAGAAUUCAACUUGAAGGCCAUGUGGAAGAGUCCAAAUGGAACUAUUAGAAACAUUUUGAAUGGCACGGUGUUCAGAGAGCCAAUCUUAUGCAAGAAUGUUCCGAGGCUUAUUUCAGGGUGGACAAAACCCAUAUGUGUUGGAAGACAUGCUUUUGGUGAUCAGUACAGAGCUACUGAUAUGGUUGUAAAAGGGCCAGGGAAGCUUAGAAUAGUAUUUGAAGGAAAAGAUGAAAAUGUUGAUUUAGAGGUCUUCAAUUUCACUGGGGAAGGUGGUGUAGCAUUGUCUAUGUUCAAUACUGAUGAGUCCAUCCGUGCCUUCGCUGAGUCUUCAAUGAACACUGCCUAUCAAAAAAAGUGGCCACUAUAUCUUAGCACCAAAAAUACAAUUCUGAAGAAGUAUGAUGGAAGAUUCAAGGACAUAUUCGAGGAGGUCUAUGAAUCUAAGUGGAAAUCCCAAUUUGAUGCUUCUGGCAUCUGGUAUGAACACCGUUUGAUCGAUGAUAUGGUUGCCUAUGCGGUUAAGAGUGAAGGUGGUUAUGUGUGGGCUUGCAAGAACUAUGAUGGCGAUGUGCAGAGUGACUUCCUAGCUCAGGGGUUUGGUUCCCUUGGUCUGAUGACAUCAGUAUUGGUCUGCCCUGAUGGAAAGACAAUUGAAGCUGAGGCAGCACAUGGCACUGUUACCCGCCACUAUCGUGUUCACCAGAAAGGAGGUGAAACUAGUACAAACAGCAUUGCCUCAAUUUUUGCAUGGACACGAGGAUUAGCUCACAGGGCCAAGUUGGAUGAUAAUGCUCGAUUGCUUGAUUUCACUGAAAAGCUUGAAGCUGCCUGCGUUGGAACCGUGGAGUCUGGAAAGAUGACCAAAGAUCUUGCGCUGAUUGUCCAUGGACCCAAGGUGACCAGAGAUCUGUAUUUGAAUACAGAGGAGUUCAUUGAUGCAGUAUCUGAAGAGCUGGAGGCAAGACUAUCUACUUAGAUUUUGUUUGGAACGACUUUUUUACUAUUUCCUAAAAUAAUUUUUUAGUACAAAAAUUAAAAUUUUUAUCUUAAAAAUUUACUUUAAGAAACAAUAAAAAAAGCUGUUCCAAACGGAGCCUAAAUCAAAAUUAGGUGCUGAACACUGCAAAACGUAUUUUUUUGGCCAUAUGGUACAUGCAAGGCUUGUGAGUGCUUUCAUUCCAACUAAAAAUUUUGACAUCUAAGAUAAAUUUUGAUUUCCUUCACCACUGCAACGUUUUAUUCAUAUGCUCUUUUUUUUUAGAGAACAUACUGGAUGAGCAGUUGAUGGGAAUCAGUGAGAAUUCUCUGUUUAUUUAGGUUCUGUUUAAUAGUAUUUGUUUGGUAGUCA